ACACGAGCGUGGUCUCGAUGUCUCGCGGUCGGGUGCGAUGGGUGGCGAAGCGGAGCGUCCUGCACAGGGCGUGGGCGAGGGAGAGGAUACCGAGCGUUAUGCGGAGGGAGGUGUUGCGAGAUAUGGGGAGGGUGCGGAUGCUGCGGAGGAGGACGAGGCACACGUUGACCUUGAGGUUGGCGUGGCCGAGGGGGAGCGGACACCGAGGGGAGAGGGGGGCGUGCCGAAGUCCGAUCCGAUGGCUCAUCAGAGGGCGGUGGACUGGGAGCGGAGGUGCGGGAAGAAGGCCGUCCCGCCUGAGACAACAUGCACGCCGAGUUCUUCAAAGAGUGUUGUUCCUGAUAGAGCAAGCACGUCGGGUUCUUUGAAGAGGAAAAAGGGGGGUGCACAGCUUUCUGGCACCAGUGCAGGGAAGAGGUUGCGGCAACAGAAAAUGACGGACACGUAUGGUGGUGAGUGGAUUGGUGAGUGGAGGAAGGCAUUCUUUCGCUGGGUGUGUUCCAGCGGGAUUGCCUUCAAUGCCUUCCGGAACACGCCGUACUGGGACCUCCAGCAGGUUGCUCUUCGACAACCUGGUGGAGCACCUCUUCCUGUGCUUCCAUCCCACAGCGAGAUCGCAGACAUGCGAACUGUGAAGAUCCACCGCGAGCAGUUGGCGGAGGAGUUGGAGGAGGUUAGGCAGCCAUUAUGGGUGAGUGGCGCCACCCUCCUCUCUGACGGGAGGAAGUCACGAGAUGGGCGACCGAUCGUGAACUUCCUCGUAGCUGGGUCUCGAGGGGUCGUCAUGUACACGACGAUCAGCCAAGAGGGGGAGCCGGACGAUACGGUGCACGUCCUGCAGAGAUGGGUCAUCAUCUUUCAUGAUUUCAGAUUCGGUGGCCCACAGCGGGUCAAUGCUAUAUGCACUGACUCCGCCUCUGCAUACGUUGGGGCUGCGAGAGCUUUGGCCUCGCCAUCUAUGCCCCCUGAGCUGAGGAGGAUCACUUGGCUCCCAUGUUGCGUCCAUGUCUGCAACAAGUUGUUGUCAGACAUUGGCACGAUCUGCACCUCUUUCGUGGACACGAUCACGCGUGCCCGAGUUGUGGUGGUGUUUUUCAAAACCCACCAGGCCGCUCUCAGCUUCUUUCGGAAGCGGAGCGAGGUGUUGGGCCUCGUGCUUUCAUGCGAGACGCGCUUUGCAUCCGUGUACUCCAUGUUAGAGAGGUUGUUCGCUCUGCAGGAUCGUUUGCAGGGCAUGAUGACAGCGGAGGACGGUCGGGCAUGGGCUAGGAUCCCGUGGUCCCCCGACGUUUGCGACAUGGCGCGUUGGGUGCGCCGACAGAUCAGGUGGUCCCCUUGGUGGGAGAGGAUGCGUGCCAUCAAGCACAUCAUGGAUCCUGUCAUGGACUUGCUGAGGCGGAUGGACCGUGGCGGGCAGUUCAUGUCCCUCGUUGUAGAGUGGACUCGGGAUCUUGCACGCCUUGUGCGGGACGCUUGCAUUCCUCUUGGCAAGUCCUUUUCUGACCGUAUCAUGAGGCGUGUGCAGACCCGUAUACAGCACAUGCUGGAGCCCGCACACUGCGCCGCGUUCUUACUGAACCCCCGUCGCCAGAAUGUUCAGUACUUCUCCGCGCAGCUCGACCGGUACCACACUUGGCUUGUUCGACAAGCCAAGAGGUAUCUGUUGUCUCAGACGGGCCACGAUGAGUCGGGUGGUCGUUACCUUGAGCGAGACGAGGGCAUGCUUGACGCUCAGGCGGGAUUGGACGUGGAGCCUGUGCGCUCAGGGACGAGGAAUGGGAUGACGGAGGAGGAGAUCCAGGAGCAAGCUGCCCUCAUUGCGCGCGAUCCCAUUGGGUCUUCCGCGCCGCCCCCUGUUGAGUCUGUUUUCGGUGCUCGUGCGACUAUUUUCCGCCCAUACCCCAGGGAUGAUGACUCUGCGGACGAGAGGGAGUCGGAAGCAGCGGACGGCCCAAUGCUUCCCAUCCCGCAUGAGAUUGAUGAGUUGCACGAGGGGGGCGACGUGCGUGACGAGAGGAAGCACACCGCACUGAGGGCGGCAGACGAGCGAGAUAUGGAUAUGAUGGGGGGCGAAGAGUUUUGGGGAUCUUUCGGGGGCACGGAGGAGAGAUCACCCACUGCCGCGCGGGAGGAUACGCGUCCUUGCACGACCUUGCGGGAGGAGACGCCUGCUCCCAUGACUGCGAGUGAGGAGCCGGGUCCUGCCAUGACAGUGUGGGAGUGGACGACUGUUUCGUCGACCGCGCAGGAGCAGACGCCUGCUCCCAUGACCACGCGAGAGCAGACGAGUAUUCCCGCUACGCAUUCCGGAUCCUCGUCCCUGUCGCCUCUUUCGCCCCGUCAGCUCGUUUUGGACCCGGGUGCAUCGAGCGACUUGGGGGAGAUGGGUGUUCAUAGCGGGGCACCACCGGUGGAGGAGAGGGAGAGACGAGCGGAGGAGCACGGAGCCGCCGGAGCGGGCGGAGGUGAGGGUAUUCAGGGUAUGGAGGAGGAGGUAGCUGGAGUAGUGGGGGGCGUGGUGGAGGUAGAUGAUGAUGCGCACGUCGGGAGAGAGGAGGGCGUGCUGCCAUCGGAGGUUGAAAGAGAGGACGAUGUGGUGAGGAUGCAGGAGGCGACGAUGAGGGACGAUGAAGGAGAGGAGGCUGUGGCAGGGGUAGACGAGAGCGUGGCUGGGGUAGAUGAUGGUGCCGCCCAGGUUGAGAUGGAGGAGGAUGUGGUGAGGGCAGAUGCUGCUGCGUUGGUUGGGGGAGAGGAGGGCGUGGUAGGGGGGGACAUCGCCCAUGGUACAGGAGAGGGAGGCGCCCACCUUGACCCGAUCGUCCAGCGUUUCGUCGAUGACGAGAUGGGUCCCGCACUAGCGGGUUUGACCCCGGGCACAAGGAGGGCACUGGGGGCGUCGCCAUCAGGACAGAGAGGGGCGUCAGGGCUGGGGAUGGGGGAUUUCAUGGACAUGUCUUUGGGGGAUCCGCCCACCCCUGCUCACGCAGAGAGAGAGGAUGUGGCGCGUGCCCUAGCAGCCGCUGGGUACUCCACACAGGAGAUCGAACAGGCAUUUGCAGGACGCUCCGGGAGAGAGACAGACUCGCUUCAGCAGGGGUGCGAGGAGGUAGUAGAGCAGCCACAGGAGGAGCGUGAGGAUGCACCCCCUGCGGAUAUCCACGGAGGUAGUAGUUCGUUGGUACCGUUCACGGGCUUGCAGAUGACGACGACGAUGCGGCCAGUUCGACCGUGUGUGCAGGGGUCAGGUUCUGGGGAGGAGGCAUUUGUUCAGGUACCAUUGGUCAUAGUUGUAGAUUUAGGAUCUGAGGUAGUUCUUCGUACAGCGGAUACUGGGCGGCGAGCUCCUCAGGAUACAGCUCGCCCAUUGGAUUUCGCGAAGCUCGCACGGGCUGCUGUGCGUGACGUGACGCGACGGGAGGACACCGACCCUAGCAGACCACUUAUACCGCCUCCUCCUCCGAGAUCACGUCACAGCGAUUACCCCUCGACACCAGUCGGUCGGCCCCCCCGUUCACCAUCCAUGCCCACCAGACCCAGGGUUCGUGACACGACGGCCGUAGGGAGCCUCCCUCUUGACACGUCGCUAUUCGGGAGGACGGAUAUCGACCUGGAGUCCGUACGUCGGGUCACAGUGCACACUGCACGACAGCAGCCAGGUUUGGGUGGGGCUGACCCUGGGAGGGGUGCGCCGAGGGAGGUCAUGGCGGCAGUAUCUCAGCCGCGAGAUGUUCACGGGGUUGGACAGGCCGGGUGUACCUUGCAGGCCGCUUUGGCAGCAGCAGCACGUGCUGUGCGUGAGCAUACAUCACACAGGUGCGGAGUCGUUAGUACGAGUUCCAUGCCUCAGAUGAUGCCUGCCACGGGGGAUGCCGCGUUGGAGGAGUCUUCUGGAGCCGAGGGGUUGGAGAUGCCGCGCGGUUCUCGUCGUGAGAAGACAGUCGCAGAGGUGACUCAGGUGAGUGCUAGGUUUGUUCGGGUGAGGACAGGGGCUGCCCAUGUGACCGUGGUGGAGGACGAUCCCGAGACGGAGCCUGCACGUGAGGAGGCCGCACAGGAGGGUGACGAGUACAGGGACGACGAGGAGCGUGAGGAGGAGGAGAGCGACAACGGGGAUGAUGACAGCUACCACGACGACGACGACGAGCCCUCCCCUCCACCGCGGCAUGGUUCUCGUAGAUGACGUGGCUCUCGUAGAGGACAUGAUGACAUAGACGACCCGUCCCCUCCAGGGCGGCGGAAAACGAGGAGCCGGAGGAGUUGAGGGUCAUCCGUUGCGACAGCGCC
Molecule: messenger RNA, 4284 nt
Organism: Chara braunii
Lineage: Eukaryota; Viridiplantae; Streptophyta; Charophyceae; Charales; Characeae
Source: the annotation of a GenBank genome assembly